Molecule: messenger RNA, 1133 nt
Organism: Sphaerulina musiva SO2202
Lineage: Eukaryota; Fungi; Ascomycota; Dothideomycetes; Mycosphaerellales; Mycosphaerellaceae
Exons: 2
Coding region: 25-1032 (335 amino acids)
Biological process (GO): mRNA export from nucleus; mRNA processing
Cellular component (GO): THO complex part of transcription export complex
Source: RefSeq, a predicted model, not a curated record
GCAGAAACAGACACGCCGCUAACAAUGCUGCCGGAGCAGGCUCAGGAAGACGCGCUUCACGCCAACCGCCUACUCUCUGUGGAAGAACGACCGUUCCAGCGCGUGACGAAGCAACUUCUCGGCAGCAAUUCAGCUCUUCGACCAUGUUUAUCGUACCUACCAUCUCCGCCUCCAGAGGACGAUGACGGACUUCCUGUAUACGACGCGACCAGGGUGGAGCGCUUCCGCGAGGACGUCCUUCUGGACUUUGCCUACCUCGAAAGCAGCAUCAUUCGCAUUCAGCUGAGCCUCUCCUCGAACCAGCGCGAACGAGAACGAUAUGCUGCAGAAAAAGCGAAGAUUCUGGAGACUGCGCAAGCCGUACGGGACAACACUGUCGAAUUGAGGACACAUCUGGUGGAAGCGCAGGAAGCACUGGAGAGGAGAAAGGGCUACGAUGUCAUGGCAGCAAAAAUCUUGGACGACAAGAAGUUGAGGAGUCGCGAUGAGGCAAAGGCAGAAAUUGACAAGCUCGAAAAGGAGAUUGAAGAUCUGCAACAUGAGAAUGCAGAGUAUGAGGGCACGUGGUUGGAAAGACGUGAGCAGUUUAGCAAGAUUGUGCAGGAAGGCGAGGCUAUGAUUCGACAGAUCAAGGGCAUCAAGGACGACCCGGAAGAGCAGAGGGAUGACGAAGAAAUGGAAGACGAACAAGAAGAUGACGAUGACAGCGACAGAAACACGCCUGCACGGUCUCCACAACCAGUCGAUGCUGGCGGCGCAACCCCAAUGGCCGAUAGCGUCGAGGCAGGGGAAGACAGCACGGAAGGCACUCCAGCUCGUCUGACGAACAAGUUCCUGGAAGUAGAUGAUUCGACCCGAGCGGGAAGUCGUGCCUCCUCGCCGCUCUCGCAGCCUGCGCAAAUGCCUGAUGAUAUCGACAUGGACGAGACUCCCCAGGCAGAAGCUACCAUCACUGAGCCCCAAAGUCUCGUGUCUAGCCAGGUUGCAAGCCCGGCAAAAGAGCAAGCCGAAGAGACGAUGGACGAAUCGUGAAGAGGUUGUCUUGAAUCUGCUAUGGCUAGAUAGAUGCAAUCUGAAAUGAGAAUUGCAUAAGAAGUGGCCGAACGCGAACGGGCAUGACACUUGUAUUACCG